Molecule: messenger RNA, 6563 nt
Organism: Eleginops maclovinus (Patagonian blennie)
Lineage: Eukaryota; Metazoa; Chordata; Actinopteri; Perciformes; Eleginopidae
Gene: pdxdc1
Product: pyridoxal-dependent decarboxylase domain containing 1
Exons: 23
Coding region: 105-2510 (801 amino acids)
Biological process (GO): carboxylic acid metabolic process
Cellular component (GO): intracellular membrane-bounded organelle
Molecular function (GO): pyridoxal phosphate binding; carbon-carbon lyase activity
Source: RefSeq, a predicted model, not a curated record
CACACACACACACACACACACACACACACACACACACACACACACACACACACACACACACACACACACACACACACACACACACACACACACUGAUACUUUAGAUGAUGGUGGACUCCACGUUUGCUCUGGUGGGGAAGAACCUGAGUGAAGCCAUGAGGAUCCUGGGGGACGGCCAGAGAGAGACGGAGGCAGGACCAGACAGGUGGCGCUUCAGAGCCAGCAUCCCUGGACCCCUGCAGGGAGAGGGUCAGGAUGUUGCCACUGUGCUGCACCUAGUUCACAACCUCAUUCAUGAUGAUGAGGAGAAGGAGGAGGACAAGCCACACCAACACAGAAUGCAGAAUGUGGGGGAGCAGGGUCACAUGGCCCUGCUGGGUCACAGCCUGGCAGCCUACAUCUCUGUGCUGGACAGAGAGAGACUGAGGAAGCUGACCACCCGGAUCCUGUCUGACACCACGCUGUGGCUCUGCAGACUCUUCAGCUAUGAGAACGGCUCCGCCUACUUCCACGAGGAUGAUAGGGACGGCCUGGUGAAAGUGUGUCGUCUAAUCAUCAACGCCCGCUAUGAAGAAUAUUCCUCUGAGGGAUACGCAGUGCUCAGCUCCAAACAGCCCGUCAUCUACCAAAGCGCCUCCGGGAGGCCCGGCCUAGGGCAGCACCUCUGCAGCCAGCUGGGCCUGCCUCUCUCCAGCCUGUGCACUGUCCCAUGUAACACAAUCUUUGGAUCCCAGCACCAAAUGGAUGUGGCCCUGUUGGACAAACUGAUCAAAGAGGACGUAGAAGCAGGGAAGCUUCCUCUGCUGCUGAUCGCCAACGCAGGUACCCCAGGGGCAGGACACACAGACAAGCUGUCCCGACUGAGAGAGCUGUGUGAUCAGUACAGCAUGUGGCUGCAUGUGGAGGGAGUCAACCUGGCAACGCUGGCCCUGGGUCAGACCUCCUCUGCCAUCAUGGCGGCCACCAGAAGUGACAGUAUGACUCUCACCCCAGGUCAGUGGCUGGGCCUGCCUGCUGUCACUGCUGUGACCCUCUACAGACACGAGGACCCAGCCCUGUCUCUGGCAGCAGGUCUGACCUCCAGCCAGCCGGUGGCAAGGCUGCGGGCGCUGCCUCUCUGGCUCUCCCUGCAGCACCUCGGACAUGAUGGGAUCGUCCAAAAAAUCAGACACGCCACUGCUCUGAGCCAGCACCUCCUGCAGAAGCUCAAAGCUCUGACCUCCAUCAAAACAUCGGAUGUGCUUCAGACAGAGGUCUCUCUCCUUGAGGCUCUGACCAUGGUGGAGGACGAACUCAGCUCUCCUGUGGUGCUCUUCAAGUUUUCACAGGACAUGAGUGCUGCCUCCAGUGGGGGUUCAGUGGAAGGUCUAUGUGCGGGGGAGAAGGAGGUGCUCGAUGCCUUCAACAGAUGGUUAGGAGAACAGCUGGUUCAGUUGGUCCCCUCAAGUGGAGUAGAGGUGGUGGAGCUGGAAGAUGAGGGCACGUGUGUUCGCUUCAGCCCCCUCCUGACUGCUGCAGUCCUGGGCACGCAGCAGGAGAACACAGAGGAGAUGGUGGAGAAGCUGUCGGAGCUGGUGCCUGCCAUGUGCUCCACAAUGAGCCUCAGACAGGACUUCAGAGAGGAGGUCCACCGACACUCGCCCUCGCUCACAUACCGAGAGCAGCUGAGUUGGCCCGGCCUCGGCGCUGUCCGGUUCGAGCCUCAGGCUGAGGGGACGGAUGAGAGCAAGAGGAUGGAGGAGCUGCAGAAGAUCAACACCGAGCUGCUGAAGAAACUUCAAGAACUGGACACUGACAUCAUCUUUUCCACUGGCCCUGAGUUUGGGACAGAGGAGGACUGUAUCUUUGUUGGCAUGGUGACCGAGGACGUGGAUGUUUCAGAGUUGGUGGACACAGUAGCUGCCCUCGGGAGGGACAUAGAGGAGAGUGGAAGGCUGCUGGAGAACAUGACGGAGGUGGUGAGGAAGGGCAUCCUGGAGGCGGAGCUGCAGCUGCAGAAGGCCAACGAGGAGAAACUCAUGGAGGAGGGGGUCCUGAGACAGCUGCCUCUGGUGGGCUCCGUGUUAAACUGGUUCUCUCCAUCCCAGAGCGCCAUAAAGGGCCGCACCUUCAACCUGGCUGCAGGUUCCCUGGACUCCACAGAGGGGACUUACUCGAAAAAGGCUCAGGCAGGCAGGCAGUCCCAGCAGGACACCCCCACCUCCUCCUCAAAGAAACAUCCAGGUCAGAGGUUAUUCCGGCGCUCAGGGGGUGCCUCUGACUCCUUCAGUGAAACCAGCUCCAUCGGACAAGCUGAUGAGACACCAAGGGAGGGGAGUGGCUCCCCGAGCAUCCCCCCACCCUCCUCCCCUCCUGAGGAGGACUCGCACUCUGCAAGUGAUGCUGCAGCGGAGGAAAUCCAAGAGUCUGCUGUGGAGGAGCACACACAGGUGGUGGAGGAGGAAGAGGAGGAGGAGGAGGAGAGGAAGUGGCAGCCUGAAGGCCAGGAGGCGGAGCAGAGCGGCAGAUAGGCGUGUCCUCCAGCCGUCCUCUGAAGGCUACCAGCCUGAGAAAAGUCUUUUUAUAUGGUGAAUCCAACUCUUCCAGUAGUGUGGGGACGCUGAUGGAGCUGUUUAUCUCCGUCCUGUUUCAGAGUCAAAGGGAACAUCCACCCCAGUCGCAUCUGAGUGCAUACUAGUUUUAAUUCAUUCCAUAUUUUACCUGCUGCAGCAUCCUGAGGAAUGAGUUCCCCAUCAUCUUCAGAAUGCCCUUUAACCACUUCUAGCUGCCAGCCGUGUGAACCCAGAGAUGUUGAGACCCCAAACUUUGUGUUAGAACUGUAGAGUACGGGUCCCCAGCACACAGAAACUGGUGGAUGCUAACCUGCAUAUGUUGGGUAAUUUACACACUAAUUAUAAGUUGCAUUAAUUAGCAUAUGCAGACAAUGGACACAUUUGGAGUGGUUUUGAGAUAUAUUUAGGAUACUGAGUUCAUUUUCUGACAUUUUCAGGAUCAACAAUCGACUCACAAUUCAUCAAAAUCCUCCAACCGGGAGUAUAAAUAUGGCUUCUUUCUGGUUUAAACCACCUUUUUUUAUCCUGAAAAUGUCAGAGAUGUUCUUAGCAUCCUCAACAACCGCUCCAAAAUUGUUCCAUAUGCUAAUUCAUGCUAAUUAACACAACUUGUGCUAAUUGUUCAGAUUGAUCAACAUACUGUAUGCAGGUUAGCAUCCAGCGGUUUCUAUGUGGGGGACCCGUACUAUACAUUUCUAACACAAAGUUCGCAGUACUCAACAUCUCAGGGUUCAUUAUAGCACUCUACUGUAUGCGCUGGCAACUAGACUGACUCCGUAAAGUCACAAUGAGAUGAAUAAUUUGCUUCCUUUCAUACAGAAACAUGAAUUAUUAUACCCCUAGUGAUGGAGGGAAAUGAAUUCCCCUGCCUCUCCUCUGAGGGAUCUCCCCAGUAUUCCAGCUGCUCAUGAUGUUUAAGAAUGUUAAACAAGAGUUUUCACACUGAUUAUCAGAGCAGCAGAGUAACCACUGUAAAUAUUCUGCACAGAUGUUAUAUAUCUAACCCAGGAAACUACUAACUAUAAUUAUUUAUAAUCAACAAAUCUGUAUAGGAGGAUUAGAGUAUAAUGAUCUAUUUAAUUUAAAAGAAGUACCUACUGAUAGUAGCUGCUCUCCAGCUUCAAACACUCCCUUCAUGUUUGCACUGAAAGAAAUCUAAAUAAAUUAUAAAGUCACAACGCAAUGACCAUUUAAUAUCCUGAGGAAAAGUCAGAAAAACAAAUAUGUGAUCGUACGAUUACAAAAUGAUUUAACAUAUUACGAAAAUAAUUAGUUACAAGAUAUAUAUAAGUAAUUUCAUGAGUAAAGGGUUAUAAGUAGUAAUAUGAAGUAAUAUGACUGUAAUAAUCUCCAGGUUGUGCACUAACAGUGGGCCUACAAUAUGAAUUGCAGCCACAGCUUUGGAAUCAAAAUCAAAUGGCUUUUGAAAUUGCACAUGCAGCCCAGUGGGAGUAAUGUUUUUGAUUUAUACGUAAAUGUGUUAUUGUUUCUGUCGAUUAUUGAACAUCCUCUCACAUGUAUUUACUGUAGUGAUAUUUCUUUUUUUGCCUAAAACAUCCUGCCAGACCUGGGUCAAAGUCCUUCCUGUCCAGGGUUAGCAUUUAAACAUGUUCCAGUGCCAUAUCACAGGGUCAAAUGUUUUUAUUUUUUGUCGGUUCUUUAGUUUGUCAGUUCUGCUAAGCUUGGGACACUCGUCUCUUGCACUAGUCCGUUUGACGUCUUUAGGUAUAAAUCAUAACAGAUAUCAUGCUGAUGAUGUUCUCCUUUUUUGGGGUGGAUCCCAAAGGACGGGUUGGCUGUCAGUCGAGGGCGAGAGAGAUGUGGGGAAAUCUGUGGCUUCUCUGUGAGAACCAACUAAUGGUAGGGCAGUGAUGUAUGGAGAGAGCCAUAUUUUCCAGUGACAGUUGCUCAGUAGCGCAUGGAGCCAGAAUGGCCUGACUUUAAUUACAAAUGUACCUGGAUCAUCACUAGCUCUUCAGCUGACCAUCCAUUGGGCUCAUAGAGCAUGUGUAAUUGCAUCGUUUUUAAACCCCGCCUUAAGCCACGCCUCCAAACUGCAACAUCCCGCCCUCUCUCGGCUCAGUCUAAUGGAUUCGGCUUUUAAUGCUUCUUAAACAUAAUGAUUUUAAAUGAGGGCUUUCCAGUUUUCAUCCUUUAGUUGAUGUAGCUCCAGAGAGAUGAUUUACAGAAGCCUCUUUCUCAAGUUGGAGUCAAAGAGUCAGUUGGAAAGAGCUUGUUUGGGCAGAAUGACAUCACAAACUGACACACAAGUGUAGUGCCCCUGGUUGGCCACUUCAAGAAUUUGCUUGGUCUAGGGGCCUUAAUGUGUCACCAAAGGGUUUGGACAUGAAAACAUGGGAAUAGCAGGAAAGGGAAGUGUGCUAUGACUUCACACUGAUACCAACCUCUCUGAACCUCCAGGCCGUUGCCUGAUAUUUCUUUUUGAUGCAACAGGGAUAUAUUAUUAUUUCAUGCCUUUUUGGAUUUAAUGAAGGGGAAUGAGCCUGGAUGGGUUUGGCAGAAUGGUUUUAGAAUGUCUUUCACGAAGGUGUCAAAAUUGAAAAAACUUAAUUUAAAAUGUUUACUGUAAAGAGUUGUAAAAUGUGGAUUGAAUACAGGUUUAUUAAGGAUUAACACAGUGAUGAUUAAGAUUGCAAAAUAAUCUAUUUCGGCGUCUUUGCACUUGUUCUGUAGAUAAUUUCUUUACUACUGUUCCUUAUUUAAUUAACGACAUGGUGUCAAUGAAGCAGAAUGUUGUUGAUUAUUAUUUUAAUGUGAAUAUAAUGCAAAAGCUAAAUCAAAACUACUUUUGAUUUGUUUCAGUGAAAUUUCCUGGACCGUCCACUGUCACUGUUUGAGUUAUUGAUUGUAUUUGAUUAGCAGAAUAUUUUCUAUCUUUAGUUUACAAUACACGUACAGUUUGACAUUUGGGAUAAAGUCUGUCUCGCAACAGAAUAAAUUCAACGUUUUCUAGCCCUAACGUGAAGCCACAGCUUUCUGUGAUUCUGUUAGAUUUGUAAAAGCAGCUCUGCUUAUGUUUUGGAGUCUUCCUCUGUAAUGAUGGGAUAUUGGUCAUUCAAUGCAGCUAGCAUCUUAGUGGUUCAGUUGAGCAGUAUAUAUUGUUUAUUACAUUUAUAAUUUUACAUGAGACAUAGAUUUCUGGCAAGUUUAGCAAUAAACAAAAGUCCACAAGAGAAACCAAAACAAUGCCAGGUAUUAAUAUCAAGAAAGACAUUUUGGGAAAGAAAUUAUUAUUUAAAAAAUGGGCUUUAAUGCUUUGUAACAGAAUUCUUCAUAUUAAAAUUAAGAGUUAAUACUUCAGUGUAUCUAUAAAGAGGAUAGAAGUAGAAUCGAAAUGAGUUUUGGAGUAAUAUGUAGAAUGUGAAAACGUAAAACUAAACUAUUUUUUUAGGCAUGUCAGCCUGAAAUGAAAUCUACAUUUGUCUUUUUGCAAACUGCGGCCUUGACGAUUGCAGCAAAAGAAUAAAUAACAGCAGUCCCACCAGUAAAUAAUAGGAGGAGAUUAAGAGAUUUUGAAUGUCGAUGCAACAUCGAAAGCAUUAUUAUUAUUAUUUGUGACUUGCAAAACAGUGGCAGUAAAAAUGACUUAAUUUAACAUUGUCAGAACUAGUAAGUAAUGUUUUGAUCACUUUAUUGUCUGAAGGCAUAUUUGAAACAAUGAGACAUCCUGAGAUGGUUCAUGUUAUGCAAACAACACCUCGUGUUUCAGUUUACUUUAACAUAAAUAAUCCCAGAGGACUUUUUGAAUGGGAAAAGGUGUACAUCAUAUUGAGGACAUUAAACCAAUAAACUGGUAUAUGUUGAUUUAUUUGGUUUAGUUUGUAUGUAUGAUUACCAAGCUGUGAUAUGCCUCCUGUGCCCAAAGAUAACAUGCAUUAAUGUGUGAAGUGAAAUGAAAUAAAAGGGAUUGACUUCAGAUAAUUAACAUUUAUUGAUAUUGGUGUGUUGAAAAACCAAACACUUUUAAUAAAUCACAAGCUCAGUAAGUUA